AUGUCUGAAAUCGAUCUCUCGCUCCCGGAAACCGUGCCAGAGAUGGCGCGAUAUGCAGAUAGACGCAUGACCCUCGACUCCUUUGCAAUCUACAACCUCCUCUCCCCCAACCACGAACCCACCGAUCUAGUCUCCACCACAAACUUCCUCUGCCCCCGCUCUGACUACGUCUAUUUUCGCAAAACACCUGCCAUCACCUCUCUCAAAGCCCUCAUCGACUACCAUCUCAACACAACAGUCACCGACAACUUUGACCCAAACUAUUUCCUGGUGGUGACGGAUGUAGAGUGGGACAAGAAGGGUGUUUUGAUAGUCACCAUGUGCGAUGAAGAUGGAAAGCCAGAUGCUUUUGUCAUGAAGACGCAAGAUUCGGGGAUUUUGUUGGUGAAUUUGCAGAUAGGGAAUACAGAUUGGUAUGAAGCGAGAGAAAGCUAUGAGAUUGGUGAUGACGACGGGGAAGAGGAAGAUCAGUCAGGUAANACCCCACCACCCACACCCAUCAAAGAUUUGCUCCUGGAAUUGAUUGAUACUGAUUUGAAAGAAACAAAAGGCACAUUUCCCGACGGAGCCUCCAAGAAGAAGCCAGCAACUGGUUUUUACAUCGCCUUUUACGCCAUCCCUGGUGUUGAUCAGGAUCAACUCAUCCAAGCCGUCGAACCUUGUUACUCCGAGAAGAACCCCGAAGACCGAGUCUGCCGCUUCGAAAACUACCUACGCCCAGACAGAGAUCUGGUCUCUCAAGCCAUGGAUUCUUGGCACCCUCAAGCAUGCAUGUCCAACCCUUAUUUGUGCAAGAUGUACAUGUUUGUGGUGGAUAGUGUGGACUACAAGCAAGAUGGGUUGAUCCUGUGUGGCAUAAAGGAGAAAAAAACCAAGAGAGUGGUUUGCGGCGGGACUGACACGGUACCCGACUUUUGUGAUCUUGCUCAAGGCAGACGUGGAUGGGAUGAUGAACAGUGA
Molecule: messenger RNA, 960 nt
Organism: Aureobasidium uvarum
Lineage: Eukaryota; Fungi; Ascomycota; Dothideomycetes; Dothideales; Saccotheciaceae
Source: the annotation of a GenBank genome assembly